AUGGGGACACUUGGCUGGCCUGAGGUCCAGAGAAUAAGCCCGAUGCCAACAAGUUUUCUGGGCAGUGCCCUUCGGGGCACUUUUUUCUUGGCCUUUGGCCUGUGGUGGUCGGUGCGGUACCCCCUGAAGUACCUUAGCAGGAAAGGUGAUGCCGAGGGCCAGCCGGGCCGUGGGCGCACAGAGCUCUUUGAAGGCGCGGUCAAAGCUUUCUUUGCUCUCAUAGGGAUACUGGUGGAGCAGUUUGUCCCCACUGGUCCCCACCUGCAGCUGUACAGCCCCAAGACACACAGCUGGACUGACCUCACCCAUUGGCAGUACUCCACAAUCUACCUCUUCUUCCUCCUCUCCGGCAUCACCGACAUGGUCUCUCACUCCCCGCUCAAGCUGCCCCCUGGUUUGGAGCAGCUCUCGCUGUCCCUGGCUCUGCUUGUGGAAGGUUUGCUCUUCUGUUUCCGUGACUACAGCAAUGCUGUGCUGGACCAGCACCUCCACUCCCUGCUGGCUGUGGCUAUCUUUGCCGGAGCCCUCUGUGCCUUCCUAGAGGUGUUCCUCCGAGACCAUAUCAUCCUGGAGACCUUCAGAACCAGCUCCUUCCUUCUCCAGGGCUCUUGGCUUUGGCAGAUGGGGUUUGUGCUGUCCCCUCCAUGGGGAAGACCAGGCUGGGAUGGCAGUGACUCCAGCAACCUCUUGUUUCUCACCACGUGCUUCUGCUGGCACUACAUCGGCGCUCUCGCCAUUGUGGCAACCAAUGCUGCUGCAUCCCGCUGCUGCAAUGAGUCCUGCCAGCUGAAAUUUGGGGACAUUGACGUGGAGUUGGACUGUGGCUUGUGCCUCCAGAGAGGGAAGAAGAGCUCCAGUGGCGCCUUGCUGCCAGAGAGCAGCUUGGAUGACAAAUGA
Messenger RNA from Cinclus cinclus, 897 nucleotides. RefSeq names its product transmembrane protein 45B-like. The record is from RefSeq and is a predicted model, not a curated record. The coding region runs from base 1 to 897 and encodes 298 amino acids. The transcript has 6 exons. NCBI's taxonomy places the organism in Eukaryota, Metazoa, Chordata, Aves, Passeriformes, Cinclidae.